AUGAACCCAUCCGAUGUCGUGCGCGCUAUCCGCGCCCAAGCCGCUUCCACCCAGGAUGCCACUGCCAACAACCAGCAAGCCGUCGCUGGGCUCAUGGCGUACAAGCUCCACCAACAUCGCGACGAGAUCCUUCGAUCCAUAAACGCAAAUCCAUCUGCACCGUCAUCAUCAUCGUCGACACCGCCGCCCGGAUGCCCCAUGCAUGCUAGUGGCAGCACAUCAGCACCGCCACCGCCUUCCAAGCCCUCACCACCCAAGAUGGUCGCCUCGUCCGGCGGCCAAUGUCCCAUCCCCCAUGAAGACCGAGACAAGUAUCUCGCCUCCAAAUCCGGUCAACAGAUUCCCACUGGAUCCAUGGCGCCAUCGUCAUCGUCAUCGCCCGCAGCAUCCUCCUCCUCCAAACCAUGGUCGUCCACGCUCAACCCGCUCAACAUGAUGCCCAGCCUGGGCCAAUCCGCCGCACCGGAGCAAAAGACGGACCUCUCCACCGAGCGAGUCGUCUCAUCCAUCCCGCGUUCGCGCUCAUCCGCCGCACCCGGCGCCUCUCCCUACGACGCACCCUCCGCCUGCCCGGUCAAGCACGACGCCAGCAAACCCACCGAAGACCAGACCGAAAAGUGGGAGUACCCCUCCCCGCAGCAGUUCUACAACGCUCUCGUUCGCAAAGGCUGGGAAACGCCCGAGGAGCACGUAGAGACCAUGGUGCUGGUGCACAACUUUCUCAACGAGCAGGCGUGGCUCGAGGUGCUCGAGUGGGAGAAGAUGGCCGGUGCCGAUUCGUCCCGGGCCGAAUUGGCGCGGUUCCAGGGCAAACCAGGCACACUCACGCCUAAAGCGAGGGUGUUCGGUUGGUUGUCGACGCUCAUGCCCAACACUUUCAGCUCCGAGCCGCCGUUCGACCGUCAUGACUGGAUCGUAAGAAGACCCGACCAGCAGGGCAAGGAGGUGCGUUACGUCAUUGACUACUACAGCGUCCCCGAUGACCCGGACAAGGACGAGCCCGAGUUUGUGCUGGAUGUUCGACCAGCAUUGGAUUCCGUAGAGUCGCUCAGCGUGAGGUUGCAGAAGGGCUUUCAGGAGUGGAAAGAGGGACCUGGGUUCUUCAGCGCUUUCGCUGCGGAGAAUCAGUCAAAGCCAGCUUCAGCGACGCCGAGUGCAUAG
Molecule: messenger RNA, 1161 nt
Organism: Kalmanozyma brasiliensis GHG001
Lineage: Eukaryota; Fungi; Basidiomycota; Ustilaginomycetes; Ustilaginales
Product: Cytochrome c/c1 hem-lyase
Exons: 1
Coding region: 1-1161 (386 amino acids)
Biological process (GO): cytochrome c-heme linkage
Cellular component (GO): mitochondrion
Molecular function (GO): holocytochrome-c synthase activity
Source: RefSeq, a predicted model, not a curated record